Molecule: messenger RNA, 4603 nt
Organism: Myxocyprinus asiaticus (Chinese sucker)
Lineage: Eukaryota; Metazoa; Chordata; Actinopteri; Cypriniformes; Catostomidae
Exons: 4
Coding region: 289-1140 (283 amino acids)
Source: RefSeq, a predicted model, not a curated record
GUCUUCUAAAAGUUGACAUUCUUUUUUACCUGACAAGGUGUCAAAAAUACGCAAUGAUCCUACUAGAGAUGCAUAUUUACAUAGAAAACAUCGCGGACAGAUGCAAAAUGGCGCUCUAAAAUGUCCUAAAGGGCUCAAAAUUAAGAAGUAAAGAUCUUUUACUGUCAAACCCUCCCAUAAAGUUUAGAAAAAGCAGCAUCACCAACCUGAAGACAGCAACCGUUGGCUGAGUCUUCACAUCAUGUUAUUUUUGCGGACUGAAACCACAGUAACCCACACUCUUCCAAAAUGCUCUCAAACAAGUGCUGUUUAAUCUGGUGUCUCAUCUGUGUGAAAGGUGUGUUUGGUGUUGAUACAGAUGGAUUGAAGUCAGUGUCGGUGAUGGAGGGAGAUUCUGUUGCUCUACAGACUAAUCUUACUGAAAUACAGAGAGACGAUCAGAUACUGUGGAUGUUUGGACCUCAAGAGACUCGAAUAGCUGAAAUCUAUAAGCAGAUCAUUGAUAUGUUUGAUAGUAAUGAGACAUUUGGAGACAAACUGCAGCUGGAUUAUCAGACUGGAUCUCUCAUCAUCAGAAACAUCACAAUCAAACACUCUGGACUUUAUAAACUACUGAUCAUCAGUAACAGAGGAACUUCAUACAAGAGAUUCAGUGUUUCGGUUUUUGCACCUCUUCCUGUUCCUGUCAUCACCAGAGACUCUUCUCAAUGUUCUUCAUCAUCUGAAAGUUCAUCUAAAUGUGUGUUGGUGUGUUCAGUGGUGAAUGUGACACACUGUGGCAAUGUGACUCUCUCCUGGUACAAAGGAAACAGUUUAAUCUCCUCCAUCAGUGUGUCUGAUCUCAACAGCAGUCUCUCUCUACCUCUGGAGGUGGAAUAUCAGGAGAACAACAUCUACAGCUGUGUGGUGUCCAAUCCCAUCAGAAACCAGACUAAACAUCUCAACAUUAAAGAAGUCUGUCAAAUGUGUUCAGAUUCUGUCUACAUUCUUUCUGAGAGUGUGACCCCCUCAUUGAUUUAUGCUAUGAUGGGAAUGACUGCCGUUGGAGUACUUGUUUAUUACGUCAGAUCCAGAAGAGUUAAAGAGGAGGCGAAAGCAAAGACACCAUCAUACUUGUUUUGCACAUACUGCUGGAUAUGAGCAGCGCAUGUUUAUUUCGGCACCAAUAUUAACAGGUUACAGUGUGGUGCUGCUUCCAGAAACUUUCAUGUGACUUUAGUAAACUGAUUUGGUCAACACAAUCAUGCAACAACAAUGGCAUUUCAGGGGCCUCUGUGCUGUGUUUGGGACUCUGUAAUGGGCCCCUUCAUUAUAUGUUGUGGGAGCGCAACAUUUAUUGUUAUGCAAAACUAAUUCAGAAAAUAAAUUCCCUCCUUUUCCUCACAGGGGCUCUGCACGCAGCAGUACUGCUCACACUCUGCACUUGAGAAAGAGAAACUCACUCACACUAUGUAUUUUCUCAUGUGGACACAAGGUGGCCUACAAUAGACCUUUGGCUUCAUGUGCAAUUUACAAUGGAAAUAUGAUUCUACAAAAAAUAAAGUUAGGCUUUUAUUUUCAUUAAUUGAUCACACUUUGCUAAAGAUAACAUAUUUACCCUCAAGGGCCAUCUUCCAAGUUUCCAUACCAAGUACAAAAGCAGAUCAAACACUAAAGAGUGUCUGCCUCGUGAUACUUCACCAAAACUCUGCUAUAAUUUGAGAUCAUGUGCACAAUGUGAAAAUAAGAACCCACAAACAUUGCAUUUGCCACACACUUCAUCCUGAAAAUAUACAGCAGUUAUAGGAAUUCAGCUGCAAUGCCUGCACUUUGAUAAAGAGAAUGGGGUACUAAUUAGACUUCAGGUAUAAAAAAUAAACACUCACAUUCUUUUUGCUAAGAAAUAAAGGAAAUAUGUGCUUGUGAAUGGAAAAAAAAAAAACAGAAAGAUCUUCAAAAAAUAACUACAAACAGUACAAAGAGCUGUGCCAAAUUUCUGCCUACUGACUCUUCAGUGUAAAAUGAUAUGGCAUGAUAGGGCGUGUAAAGACCUGCUCUGCUAUCAUACAGAAAGGUAAGACAGAUCACUGGAAAGAGAGCAGGUUGUUGGGGGUUUUGUGCCUGAGGGUUGGGCUGUAUGGAAUUCAUGUAACAGCGUUACAUAUUCAGAAUACAAAAAUGAAGUAGGCUAACCGUAUUCAGUCCCUGUUAUGCUUUCAAGCAUCUGUAUUCAGAAUAGCCACAAAAUAUGGCAGAUGUCAUAGAAAUAAAUUAUUGUCAAUCAAGUGGGAAACUUGAUUGUUUUUGUGAAGAGUUUUUAUGUAAAGUGUUGCCAGGGUUUCAUUCCAAAUUGGGCUCAUUUGAAAACACAAUCACGGGUUAAAAUCAUAGAAUCGCGGGUUGUGUUUUUGGGAUAUUUUAUAAAUGGAACACGGCCACCAAAGUGUUUGAUGGUAGGCACUAAUGAAAAUAUAAAGUCUUUUUCAUGAUUCCCGGAUUGAACAUAUGGCAACUGCACUGGUACACUGUUGUCAUCUUAACAAUCAGUGUGCUGUCAGCUGUGGAACAGUAGCCUAUCAAUACAGCCACAUUUUUACACAAAUAGAACAUUUGAGCACAUGAUACAUUGUUUUCUGUAAUUGUUGCUGUUUAAAGACGGAGUAAGCGUUUGGAGAGUCACGUCCACACCAGAAAACUUGCAUAAUGAAGAACUGCUGAGGAAUAGCAGUUAUUAACAACAAUAAUAUGAACAGGUAAAAUAUGGGAGAAAGUACUGCAAACAGGAAUGUUCACAGACAUUUUGAGGGGCAGGGGCGCUAAACCUUUGAGGGGCAGUCAUUUCAAAUAUUGCCUAUUAUUACUAAAUACUAUUAUUACACAAAAAAUUUUUAUUUCAUUUAUUUCAGCAAAAGGGCAGGGGCUCAUGCCUCUAGAGCCAACCCCUCUGCAUGUGCCUGCUGCAAAGACUGAAAGAGGGAAAAUGACUUAAUGUAGAUCAGAGUCCAAACGAUGACAGAAAAACUUGUAAAACUCAGUGUAAAACUACUGUAAAAUUUGUAGCUCACAAAUUAAAUUAAAUUUAUAGACAUAUGGGAGGCUAGUUCAGUGUGACACGUAUUGUAACAUACAGGCAUAUUAAUAUUUAUAUUUCACUUUUUAAAAAACAUCUCAUACAAAGUGAUUCACAAAAAUAUAUGAAACAAUACAAAAAACAGAGGAUGAGUAAAAGAAUCAAAAGCACCCAAAAAUAAAAGUGUCGUUUAUAAAAGAGAUAGAAAAUAAAAUUAAUAUAUAGAAAUAUGCAAGCAAGCCUAGUUAAAAUCAUAAGGUCUGUUCGACUUCAUGCAGCACUGCGCAGACCGAUUGGCGCCGGUCUUGAAUUUGGGUUAAGGGCGCCUACACAUUAGAGUUAUGUUGUGUCAGAGAACUCUACGAAUGCAUUGAUUUCAGUGGGGAUGGUGCGUUAUAAGGACGGAGAGGAAAAACGCAAGGGUUUCCAAUAGUGAAGCUCAACUUUAGUUGCAACGCACGCUGGUGUAAGCAUCUGUUGACCAAUAGGAAUCUCGGAGAGGCAGGACUAGUCACGCUGUGAAAUCGAAAAAAACAUGGCGGACAAAUUCAAACAUGUGGCGUAUUUAGUCCCUGUCCAAUAUUAUCUUUCACUGUCAGGCUAAAGAGAUAGUUAUUGUGGAGAGAGAGAGAGUGAGAGAGAGAGAGCCUAGAGAAGAGUUUCAAUGUUUACUGGUACAUUAUAAAGAAGUAAUAUUUUAAAUAGCCAUCUCUAUCCUUGACUGCCUCUACCCUCUGUGGUACACGCCGUCCAAACAGACCUUACGCACUCAUGCGUCAAAUGCUCCGUCUGAGCUUUCCCUAGUGUGUUUUUUCUUCUUCUUUAUUGUCCCAACAUGAUAACAAAACAGGCCAGGGUUCUCUACAAACACCUCAAUCCAAAAUGAGUCCCAAGACAUCAUACAAAGAGACAGUAUUAUAUAAUAAGUAUCUUAUUGCUUUCAGGUUUUCUGAAAGUUCAGUGGACUCCAAAUACAUUUUCAUUUCAUGUUUGAACCUCAAAAAGAGCGGUUUGCAUUUGGAGAAUUUGCAUUUAUGAAUAUGGUAUUUUGCUAACUGAAAAAGAAGGUUUAUGAUAAAAGCAUAAUUUCUUUUUUCACAUUUGUGAAAACCAAAGAUGACAUUUCUAUAUGUAAAUACAAUAUUGGGAUUUACCUAACACUUAAUGAAAUGACUGUCCCUAGUGUGUAAGUGCCUUAUCGGAAACCCUUGAUUUUUCCCUCUCCGUCCUUCCGCCUUCCAUAAACAACAACAACAACAACAAAACAUAAGUGACCAACUCCACAUCUAAUUUAAAGAAACAGGCUAUUCAUAUUAAUUUAGAUUAGUUAAAAGUAGCACUUCAGAUAAUGUAAUAAUGACAUAUCACAUGUAAUUCUACCAAUUGUGCCUUGCCUUUUUAAACAUGUACUCUAAAAGUAUUCUGAAUACGUUACUUUUUAUGUGAUGUAUUCAGAAUACUUUACUGAAUACAUUUUAGAAAGAGUAUUUAGUAUUCAGCCCAGAAUACUUUCUUAAAGUAAUCCGCCCAAUCUUGACAUGAAAGGUGGGAGGG